UCACCAUCACCAUCACCAUCACCAAAUGGUGAACAAGGCAUGGAGGAUAAUCCCUCGCCCACUCCUCGAGACUAUCCUCAACAACCACGCCCAGCACCACCGCGUCCCUCAACCCCUCAUCCUCCACGGCCCCCGCGGCGUCGGCAAAACCACCCUCAUCCUCGACCGUCUGCUUGACAAGUGGAACACAGGCCCUCAUAUUACAGGCUAUGUAGACUUCGCUCAAUCCAUCGAAGAUCACCAUCCUCACCAUGGCAAUUCAUUCCCUUGGACUUCCUGGUCCAAUUGUCCUCCUCCAGCUCUCCCUACCCUUCGUACCCAACUCGAGCACUGUCUCGAAUCCAUGGCCCAAAAGGCUGUUCAACUCGGCACCAUUAGCUCUCACCAAAUCUUCACUACCCUCAACAAAUGGCACGGCCUCAACACCGCGCUUCGUCGCGUACUUCAAUCGAAUGCCUUGUCCAGGUCGACCUCCAAGACUGCUGUGUCUGAGAAGGCUUCGAGUUUGGUGCUUUGGAGUCGGGCUCUAUUCGCGCUAUCUGCUCGAUCAAAUGUCAAAGAGAUUGAUGGGGUUCUUGGGUUGAGCGACAAGGGGAAGAGUGUCAGUGUUGAAGAAGCUUCGUAUUUUAGGGAAGCGAUUGUCGCGUUGAAAUUGGCCAAGGAGGUUAUUAGGAUUCAGCAAGGGUGGAGGGCCAAUGCUGUUAAGGACUUGAAUCGUGUUGGUGGGUUUUCGAGGAGUUUGGCCAAUUCUGCGACUGAUUGGCCGUGUUUAUUGUUGGAAUUGUUGUCUUCAGCUGCUGAGACUGAUUACUUUCAGCCGAAGCUGGUGAUAAACAAUAUUGAAGUUCUAAAGCAUGCAGUUUUAACAGAUGAUUCAACGGUCUCUGGCUCAUUGUAUCAUGACUGUUUAAUAUGGAGAAUAAUAGCUUUGGGUGCCAAUGAGAGGUGUUUGCCUAUCAUUCUUGUGACAUCAGAUGGCUACUAUUCAUACCGAGCUUUUAUGGAUUUUGGGUUUCCGGACAUAUUCAUAUCUCGAGAGACCUUUGGAUGGACUCCGCAAGAAGCUAAAAUGCAUAUGGUUGCUGAUUACUACAGUCAAUCUGAGUGGAAUGUGGUUGUUGAGGUGCUAGGGCCAAGCCCACGACAUCUUUUUGAGCUUUAUGCACUCAAACAAAGCAAUUUUUACCAGAAGGUCAUGGACGACAAGGCUAGUACAUUUGAAGACAUUGUAGAUGCAUAUUUAGCAUUUCUACAAGUAACUGUGGUCAAUCCUGCGAUGGAUAAAGCAUUGUCACUCUUGCAAAGGUUUGCUAAUGAUGCACGGAAUGGAAAAAUUUCGAAAGAUCGGUUACGCUUUGGUGCUCCUUGGAGACAUCCUCCUCGUACAGACAACCCUGCGCUGUGCUUAGAAUGGGCUAAGCUUCAACUAAUGGAUUUUAUUCAGUCUCUGGUUAAUGCAGAGUUUGGGGUUAAUUAUUUAGCUGAUUGUAGCCUUGAAAUCCUAGAUGAUCCAUCUGCUAUUGCAUUGUUAGAGGUUGGUUUACUUUAUGCCCAACGGGAUCCGUCCUUCCUUCGCCCCGUUUCUCAGGGUAUUCAAAGAUGUCUUGUGAGAUGGCUUGUCAAGGAGCGGAUGCAAAUGCGCUUUCCGAACUCACUCCAGUAUUUGUGGCAACGAAUUAUACGGGGCCGUAGCUAUCGUCACUUGAUGUUACAAGUAGGCUAUGAUAAAUAAAACAAUUGGUUACUCAGGCAAAGCUAUUUUUUUCCAUUGAUGCAGACCUUUCUUCCAGCAUCACAUAAAACUAUUUGUUGAGCGGAUGUUGGAAGAAAAUCUGCAAACCCAAUUCUUAGAUUGGAAUAUUGUAAGAUUGUACUUUACUCAUGUCCAGAUUUUCCCUUACACUAUGAUAGCUAAUGGUGAUUAAUAAUAUUUUUCCCCAAAAAAAAGCUAUAGGUUCCUAUACAAAAGUGCUCUCACUAGUAAAGUUUGGAAGUUAGACUUUUACUUGAUAGGAAUUUGUUUCUCUAUUUGCAGUUUUUAAUACUUUUGACCUCCGCUUGGCUUGGUUUGAUUUGCUCCAUGAAAUGACAACUCGGAGCACAAGCUUAAUAUCCGUCGUUUAGGUAGGUCGUGCGGAACCAAAUUUUUAGUUCCAGAGUUUCCAGACUGGUUUUUCUGCCAUUUGGUAUUCCAGACAACUUCUGGUGAGGUAAUAUAUUUUUGUACCACAAUCAACAUGCAUAUCAUUUGAGGACCUUCAUGUAGAGUUUUUGCUUUAUACACAGUUUCGAUAGAUAAAUAAGAAUGUGGAAAAGGAAGAUAUCAAUCUUGGUUUCACCCGUAAAGACUGCCGAAAUUCUUUAUUGUGGCAUAGAGAUAGAUUGGAUCAUAAGCUAACAUCUUGUACUAGGAUGGGUUAUGAUUUUUCUGUUAUUCUUUGCUGUAUUGUUACUGAAAAAGAAAAAAAUGUUAUGUACUUUGCUGUAUCAUUUUGUUUCACUUUUUCUUAGGUGA
Molecule: messenger RNA, 2515 nt
Organism: Camellia sinensis
Lineage: Eukaryota; Viridiplantae; Streptophyta; Magnoliopsida; Ericales; Theaceae
Source: RefSeq, a predicted model, not a curated record